Molecule: messenger RNA, 2510 nt
Organism: Hordeum vulgare subsp. vulgare (domesticated barley)
Lineage: Eukaryota; Viridiplantae; Streptophyta; Magnoliopsida; Poales; Poaceae
Product: beta-1,2-xylosyltransferease XAX1-like
Exons: 9
Coding region: 279-2510 (743 amino acids)
Molecular function (GO): glycosyltransferase activity
Source: RefSeq, a predicted model, not a curated record
AAUGACGCUCGAGGUCGGGGUCAACCCAAAGACUUAGGACACACUCUGGAGUAUGAGAAAGCUCGGAUUAAACUAAGCUCGAGCAUUAAAGCGCGUUCAGAAACAAGAUCACAUCACGCUUCACUUGUACUAAAAUCUUGGGGGUUGACCUCCGGUGUCAUUAAAUCCCAUGCGCACACGCAUAUACUAGUAGCUCCGAGGUCAGUGAGGAUCGGUGACCACCAUUCGCUAGAGCUAGGUGCUCAAGCCAGUACAAGAGCAGCCCGGCUGCAUGCGAGAUGAAAAAGGCCAGGAGGAACGAGAGCGGCAAGAAGCUCGCGAGCAGGGCAGGAGCAAGGGCCAUCGUGUGGCUUCUGCUUCCCAUCCUCGUCUUCGUCCUGCUCAAUGCCGAUUACAUGCCGCAGGUUCCCCGCCUUACAGGGACCAGCGUUACGGAAGCCGCGGAGUAUUUUCGACAGUCGACUCACAAGGUUCCGUCGUCAGGUAUAGAGGAUACAAUAUGGCAGCAGCAGGAGAGACUGCUGCAUGACGUGGCCAAGUUCAGAGCUGAGCAUGAUUCGGUCGUCGAAGCACCACCUUCUCGCGAAUCCAGCCACGAGAUGGCCGGCAAGCUUGUCGGUGCCGACAUAGGUACAGAGAGUGCAAUAUGGCAGCAGCAGAGGCAACUACUACGUGAGGUAGCCGAGCUAAGAGCUGCGCACAAAGAACUACUACUCGAGGUAGCCAAGUUAAGAGCUGCGCAUGAUUUGGCCGUACAAGCACCGCCUUCUCCUGCAUCAACCGACGAGACGCCCGCAAAGGCCAUCGAUGCACCACCUUCUCCCCUAUCAAGCGACGAGACGGCCUCGGCCGGCAAGGCCGUCGAUGCACCACCUUCUCCCCCGUCAAGCGAUGAGACACCUGGCGAGGCCGUCCAUGAACAACCUUCUCCCGCAUCAAGCGACGAGACGCCCGGCGAGGCUGUCCAUGAACAACCUUCUCCAACAUCAAGCGACGAGACGCCCGGCGAUGCAGUGGAAGCACCACCUUCUCCCGCAUCUAGCGACGGCACGCCCGAUAAGGCCAUCGAUGCACAACCUUCUCCCACGUCAAACGAUGAGACACCUACCGGGGUUGUGGAUGCACAACCUUCUCCCACAUCAAGCGACGAGACCCCCAUCGUCGAUGCGAAGAGAGAUGUGAUGGCAGCAAGAAGCAAGUCAACUUGCGAUUUCAGCAGUACACGCAUGGACAUCUGCGCCAUGGAAGGUGAUGUCCGUAUGCAUGGCAAAGCCGCCACAGUGUACGUGGUCUCAGCGUCCGACGACAGCUACCGGCCGGAGAACGGGAUGGUGACUAUCCACCCGUACCCGCGCAAGUCGGAGACAGAGACGAUGCAGACUAUCCGGGAGGUGACCAUCCGCUGGAACGACCCUCCAGGACCGGAUGCGCCACAGUGCACGGUGGCGCACGACGUCCCUGCGGUCGUCUUCUCCAUCGGCGGCUACCUCAGCAACUUCUUCCACACCAUGACCGACGGCAUCAUCCCUCUCUUCAAUACUGUGCGGGAGUACGACGGCCGCGUCCAGCUCGUGGUCACCGACUACAACCACGAGUGGGUUGCCAAGUUCCGAGACAUCCUCGCCGCCCUCUCCAACUACCCGGUCAUCGACUUCGACACUGACGACGAGGUACGUUGCUUCCCGUCGGUGCACGUCGGCACCGAGAGCCAUAAGGAGCUAGGGAUAAUCCCUGCUUUCUCCCGCAAGGGCUACACCAUAACAGACUUCCAGAACUUUCUCCGGUCAGUCUACUCGCUGAAACGUGAGUGGUCGACCCCCGUAAACCGGGCCUCCGGCGACAGGCCUCGUCUUGCCAUGAUACUACGGCGCAACUCGAGGGCGUUCGCAAACGAGGCGGAGGCCAUCGCAGCAGCCACGGAGGUCGGCUUCAAGGUGGUGUCGGCAGGGCAGGAGGCCGUGAGCGACACGGCCCGGUUCGCGGAGGUGGUGAACUCGUGCGACGUGAUGGUGGGCGUGCAUGGCGCUGGGCUCGCCAACCUGGUGUUCCUCCCUCGCAACGCUACGGUGCUGCAGGUCGUCCCGUGGGGCGACCUCCGCUGGGCGUCCUUCAGUGCCAUCGGCGCUCCGGCGGCUGACAUGGGGCUCCGGUACGUCGAGUACGAGGCGACCGCCGAGGAGACGACGCUCAAGUACGUGUACCCGAGGGACCAUGCCGUCUUCACCGACAUCCCCUCCGUAAACAGGCAGGGGUACAGUAAGACGUGGGAGAUCUUCCUCAACGGCCAGAACGUCACCCUCGACAUCGACCGCUUCAAAGGGGUGUUGCAGCAAGUCUACCAGAAUUCUGUAAUGGCUGAUCCUUCUCCGGCAUCAAGUGAUGAGACGCCCGGCGAGGUCGUCGAUGAGAACAGAGGUCUCAAAAACGAGGAGAAGGGGUUGCAAGCCAUGAACGAGGGAGUAGAUGGUUCUUUGGUAAAACAAGAGUACUCUCUUCAAUCCAUAAUGUAG